Alligator mississippiensis (American alligator) is the source of this 1964-nucleotide messenger RNA. RefSeq names its product paralemmin (gene PALM). Gene Ontology annotation, biological process: regulation of cell shape. The coding region runs from base 247 to 1467 and encodes 406 amino acids. Gene Ontology annotation, cellular component: membrane. The transcript has 9 exons. NCBI's taxonomy places the organism in Eukaryota, Metazoa, Chordata, Crocodylia, Alligatoridae. The record is from RefSeq and is a predicted model, not a curated record.
AAAGCUCCCUUCCCAUCCCCAGCUCAGCAAUCCCGAGCCAGCCGCACGCCGGACAAUAACCCAGCCGGGGAUGCGGAGACACCCGCCACGGCUGCUCUGCCCGUGAGCCCAGACCGCGAGAGCAGGGGGCACCGGCUGGGUGGGGGCUGCUGGCCACCGGCUUCCUUCCCCCCCCACCCGGUCGCUUCGCCUGGAUCCUUGUGAGCCGGAGCGUGAGCCAGCAAGGGGGCUGAGGAGGCUGGGAAAAUGGAGGUCAUCGAGGCUAGCACCGCUCAGCAGGAGAGGCUGCAGGCCAUCGCGGAGAAGCGGAAACGUCAGACAGAGAUCGAGAAUAAAAGGCGCCAGCUUGAGGACGACAGACGCCAGCUCCAGCAUCUCAAGUCCAAGGCCCUGCGGGAGAGAUGGCUGCUGGAAGGCACCCCCUCGUCUGCCUCCGAAGAGGACGAGGCCAUGAAGAAGCAGAUGCAGGAGGAUGAGGCGAAGACCAGGGAGCUUGAGGACACCAUCCAGAGGCUAGAGAAGGAGCUGGAAAUCCUGGAGAACGGGGAAUCGGUGCCUUCCACCACAGACAGCCUGGCAGAGGGGACCGCCGCCUCGGCUCCAGCUCCAGAGGAGAAGAUUGAGGAGAAGGCACAAAAGACUCCAGUGGCUGCUGCCAAAGCAGAGAAGAAAGUCUCCAACAGCCCCAUGAAGGCCGUGGAGGGCACGGACAUGAUGAAGGCAGCCAUGUACUCGGUGGAGAUCACAGUGGAGAAGGACCGAGUCACUGGGGAGACCAAGGUCUUAUCCAGCACCACCCUGCUCCCCAAGGAUCAUUGCCUGCAGGGGGUCAAGGUGUACGAGGAUGAGCUGAAAGUGGUCCACGCCGUCCGCACGGAAGACGGGGCCCUGGAGAACGGCGUCCACCUGCUCAGCUCCUCGGAGGUGGACGAGCUCAUCCACAAGGCCGACGAGGUGACCUUGAGCGAGGCCUCCGAGCGGGACUUCAAGGUCAAAGAGGCCCCGAAGGCGGGUGGGGAGAGCCACCCGCCCGGCCAGGCGCCCACGCCCCGAAAGGAGAUCACGGGCGUGCAGGCCAAGCCGGUGGAGAGCCCCAAGCUCCUGGCCUCCGGCGAGGGCGCCGAGCCCAGCAAGGAGCAGCCGGUGACGAUGAUCUUCAUGGGCUACCAGAACGUGGAGGACGAGAAUGAGACCAAGAAGGUGCUGGGCCUGGAGGGCACCAUCAAAGCCGAGCUGGUGGUGAUCGAAGACGCGGAGAACAAGCCGGCGCCGGCCGCGGACUCCGUGGUCAAGAACCACGGCCCGCCCAACGGCAGCGCGGUGGCGCCCGUCACCACCGCCCCCCUGCCAGCCAAGGAGGACGCCCAGGCCGGGGAGAAACCAGAGCCCAAUGCCACCGAUGCCAAGGCGGUAGAGCAGGACCUAGACAUGAAGAAGCACCGUUGCAAGUGCUGCACACUGAUGUGAGCCCCCCCACCCCACCCCUCCGCCCCCCCGCUCGUCGGAGCGGUCCCCACCCCUCCCCUGCCCCGUCGUACAGCCGAAAAGGACUGUGUGCCCCCCUGCCCGCCCGCCCGCCCCCUGCUCCCCACCUCCGACCCUCCCUAGCGAUCGACGCGCGACCAGCUCCGGGCGACGCAGUAUUUUCUGUACGUACCAGACACGACUCCUUGUCUUCGGGGCCCGGCGCAUCCCGCGCAGUGUUUGUAACGUGUAUAAUAAGCAGCACCACAUCGAGGCCAAGGGACCCCCCCUCACCCCCAUCGUGAUGCCAGCUUCCACCCGCCAACCCCCCACCCGGCGCUGAAUAUUAUAUUUAUUAUAGACACUUAUUUUCCCCCCGAGCCCUUCCUUUGCCCGCCUCAGUUUCCCCCACGCCCUUCCCCCCGUGGUAGCGGGGGUCUCGCCGAGAUCUUUGGGCCGUCGCGGGGGGCUGUCCUCAUUAAACUCUCUUUCCCAUGGGA